AUGGAGUCGUUGAGCGAUAAUCUCUACAUCAUCAUCGAUCUCGAACACGCCCGAAGAAGAAGAAGUGGAAUCAACGGUCAUCGUAAAGAAGAUCCGCCACCUGGGAUAUGCGCGGUCAGGAAACUCGACGAGGAGAUGUUGAUAGCCGCGGUCCACGCCACAAUAUGGUGGCACAAAGAGCCACCAACCCGCCAGCAAAGUCGACGAGGAAGCCGACUGGUUGCAGCAAAUCUGCGACGCUGCGACUCCACGCGUCAGGCGAUCGUAUCGCGACUCGGUCUAUUGAUGGACGCCAGAGAUCCAGAAGAAGAGGAUCAGAAUCUAAUGAGCGCGCAGGAAGUAUCGCCGAAAUGCGACGAUAGAAAAGGCACUUUACCUCAGAUGCUGGGAGAAGGUGGACUGCCUUCAAAUGUUGAUACGUUCGGCCAAAUCUCAUGCGUGUGA
This is a messenger RNA of Heterotrigona itama, 444 nucleotides long. NCBI's taxonomy places the organism in Eukaryota, Metazoa, Arthropoda, Insecta, Hymenoptera, Apidae. The record is from the annotation of a GenBank genome assembly.